ACAUGAACCCCGCCAGCCCAGAGUGCCAGUAUGCCCUGCGCCACGGUGAUGGCCUCGACGUUUUGGUGAACCUCUUGGAUACCGAGGAUGUCAAGUGCCGCAUUGGUGCCCUUGAGAUCUUGAAGGAUGCCUCGCGCGACUACUUUGUGAAGCGCGACGUGGCCAACAUGAACGGGGUGCGCCCGCUUGUGCAACUUCUGGAUGACGAAAAUGACGAGAUCAAAGUCAAUGCAGCCUUGACCUUGGCCAACUGCGCCGAAAACCCUCGCAAUCGCCGCAUGGUGCGCUUCUACGGCGGUAUUGGUCGCGGAGUUGCUCUGCUGCGCCAGGGCUUGGAACAAGACAAGCACGAUGUUGCGCGCGCCGGCGCGCAAAUGCUGUGGAUGUGCUCCAAGUCGAGCAAGAACAAAGAACACAUUCUGAGUGCAGGCGCCGUUGAUCUAUUGGCGCAACUGCUUCAAUCGGACAACGUGGAGCUGCUCGUUCCCGUUGUUGGUGUGCUGCAGGAAUGUGCCAGCCAUCCCACCUAUCGCAACCUCAUUCGCAAGUACCGCCUUAUCCCCUUCCUGGUGGAGAAUCUACGCAAACAGAAUGGCAGUCUGCAGGCGCACAGUGCCAUGACCAUUUUCAAGUGUGCAGAGGACGCUGCCACUCAAGCGCUGGUGCGCGAGUGCGAUGGCCUCGCCCCGUUGGUGGCCCUGUUGCAGGGUAGCUCCGACCAGCACUUGCUGGAGGGUGCGUCGGGCGCCAUCUGGAAAUGCGCGGCCGAUCCACAAAAUGUCAAGCGCUUCUCCGAGCUCAAGGCGGUGGAUGCUUUGGUGGGCCUUCUCAAGAACGGCGAUGAGGUGGUCCUUACCAAUGUGGCAGGGGCGCUGGCGGCACUGGCCGUCAACCCUGACUCGUGCAAAAGUAUCCGCACCACGGGCGGCAUUGAGCCCUUGGUCAAAUUACUGACCAGCACCAACUACGAGCUGUUAAUUAAUGCCACGCGCGCUGUGGGCGCGGCUGCUGCCUCCAAGGAAAACAUGGACGUUAUUGACAAGCUGGAUGGCGUGCGCCUUCUCUGGUCACUGCUCAAGUCAGAGAACAUUAAUGUUGUUGCAUCGGCGGCUUGGGCCAUUGGUCCGUGCAUUGAAAAUGCUCGGGAUGCCGGAGCGCUCGUUCGCUCCUUUGUCGGCGGUGUUGAGCUGGUCGUUGGUCUGCUCAAGUCAGAGCACCUUGAAGUCGUUGCUGCGGUCUGUGCAGCCGUUGCACAGAUUGCCAAGGAUGAGGAGAACUUGGCCGUCAUUACGGAUCACGCGGUUGUGCCGCUUCUCUGCGAUUUGGUGGACACCAAGGAAGAUCUGCUCCGCGAGCACCUGGCAGCAGCCAUUGCCAACUGCUGCAGCUUUGGAAACAACCGCAUCAGUUUUGGCGAGUACGGCGCCGUGGCCCCCUUGGCCAAGUUUCUACGAUCCAAGAAUGAUGGUGUGCGUGGCCAAACGGCACGCGCUUUGCAUGAGCUCAGCAAGGAUGC
This is a messenger RNA of Monosiga brevicollis MX1, 1516 nucleotides long. RefSeq lists its product as uncharacterized. The annotation marks the transcript as partial. NCBI's taxonomy places the organism in Eukaryota, Choanoflagellata, Craspedida, Salpingoecidae. The record is from RefSeq and is a predicted model, not a curated record. The transcript is spliced from 2 exons. Gene Ontology annotation, molecular function: protein binding.